Molecule: messenger RNA, 2897 nt
Organism: Pimephales promelas (fathead minnow)
Lineage: Eukaryota; Metazoa; Chordata; Actinopteri; Cypriniformes; Leuciscidae
Gene: pdia7
Product: protein disulfide isomerase family A, member 7
Biological process (GO): protein folding; response to endoplasmic reticulum stress
Cellular component (GO): cell surface; endoplasmic reticulum
Molecular function (GO): protein disulfide isomerase activity
Source: RefSeq, a predicted model, not a curated record
GACCCUUACCUACAGCUGCUGCUACUCUCAGCAGCACUCACGCACCGGGGCUAGCUUUGUCAUUCACGCGUUUCGUAGUUUCCAGCCACUGACACCAGUAAAAAUGCGUUUACCAUGGUUUAUCAUCUGUCUAGUUUUCACUGUGUGGUGUGCGGAGGGCAGCGAUGUGCUCGAGCUCGGAGACUCUGACUUUGACCGGAGCGUAGCCUUGCACGAGACUCUGCUAGUGGAGUUCUUCGCACCUUGGUGUGGUCAUUGUCAGCGUCUUGCUCCAGAAUAUGAGGCUGCUGCCACAAAGCUGAAAGGGACAUUGUCUCUGGCAAAGGUUGACUGCACUGCGAACUCUGAGAUCUGUGAACGUUUUGGAGUGAAUGGAUACCCCACCCUUAAAAUAUUCCGCAAUGGAGAGGAUGCUGGAUCGUAUGAUGGACCCAGAACAGCAGAUGGAAUUGUGAGCUACAUGAAGAAGCAAGCAGGCCCAAGUUCCGUGGCUCUGCACAAUGAGGCAGAUUUGGAUUAUUUUACCAACAACUAUGAGGCCAGUGUGGUGGGCUUUUUCUCUGGGGAAGAUAGUGCACAGCUUGCAGAGUUUCUGAAGGUCUCUGGUGCCCUGAGGGACAGCUAUCGAUUUGCACAUUCCACUGAUAUGGGAUUGAGCUUGAAAUAUGGGGUAGAUGGAGAGUGUGUUCUGCUGUUUCGUCCCCCUCGUUUAAACAGCAAGUUUGAGGACAAUGUGGUGAAAUACACAGAAUCCGUUUCGAUUUCUUCUCUCCGUACAUUCAUCAGAGACAAUGUAUUUGGUCUAUGUCCACAUCUGACCACAGAAAAUAGGGACAGUCUGAAAGGAAGUGACCUGCUUACAGCGUAUUACAAUGUAGAUUAUGUGCGAAAUAUCAAAGGCACAAACUACUGGAGGAACAGAAUAAUGAAGGUGGCAACCCAGUUCCAGGCUCAAGGUCUGAGUUUUGCGGUGGCUGAUCGACAGGAGUUCCAGGAUGAGCUUGAGGAGGAGUUUGGUGUGAGUUCGGUUGAGGGAGGAGACAUUCCCCUCGUCACCAUCCGGACCAGAGCGGGACACAAGUACUCCAUGCAGGAAGAAUUCACGCGAGAUGGCAAGUCCUUGGAGAGGUUCCUGGAGGAUUACUUUGCUAAAAGAUUGAAACGAUAUGUGAAGUCUGAAGCUGUUCCAGAGUCCAACGAUGACUUUGUCAAGGUCGUGGUUGCUGACACAUUUGAUGAGAUUGUGAAUGAUCCAGAAAAGGAUGUGUUGGUUGAAUUUUACGCUCCCUGGUGUGGCCAUUGCAAGAGCCUGGAGCCUAAGUACAAGGAGCUUGGAGAAAAGCUGUCCGGGGACCCCAACAUUGUCAUUGCUAAAAUGGACGCCACAGCUAAUGAUGUGCCCCCAAAUUAUGAUGUCCAAGGAUUUCCAACCAUUUACUUUGUGCCCUCUGGACAAAAAGACCAGCCACAGCGAUAUGAGGGUGGUCGUGAGGUUAGUGACUUCAUCACCUACCUGAAGAAAGAGGCCACACAUCCGCUCAUCUUGGAUGAAUCAAGGGAUGAACUGUAAACACAUAAAGAUGCUGAAUUUAUCAGGUGGAGAAAUGCACAGACCCACACUGAACUUCAGCCAGAUGUGUCACACGCAGCUAUUCAUCACAUCCACUGGGACAUCAAAGCACAUGAUCACUUGUAAAAGCAAUUCAUCACUUGUAAAAUGUUAGUCAAUACACAACUGGACACAUAAGGAAUGUAAUUUACAGUAAUUAUAUAGGUAAAGGGUUAGUUCACCCAAAAAUGAUAAUUCUCACUGUCAUGCCAUUUUAAACCCGUAAGACUUUCAUUCAUCUUCAGAACAUAAAUGAAGUUAUUUUAAAUGAAAUCUGAUUGAUUUCUCUCCCUCCAUUGACAGCUAAGCAACAACCACAUUGACUCAAGUUUAAUUCAGUUUUUUUUUUUAAGAGACAUGAUUUCUUUGUGUUGAACAGAAAUAAUUUAGGGUUUAAUUCACAUAUAAACAUUGAUCAAUGCACACAUCAGUUGUGGUAAACCAAAGCUCAUUUCAUGUUUCAAUCUCAAUGUCGCUUCAGAAAACAUAGUUUUACAAUCAGAAGGCUUAGUUUUACAAUCUCUAUGAACUUUUUGACAGGGUAGUUGUGUGGACUGUCAAUGUAGGGACAGAAAUCGCUCAUGUUUUACUAAAAAAAAAUCUUGAUUUGUGUUCCGAAGAUGAACGAAAGUCGUACAGGUUUGGAACUACAUGAGGGAGAGUAAAUGAUUUUUGGGUAAACUAACCCUUUAAAAUGCUGUAUUUGAUUCUGUUAUUUAACAAUCUGCUGCCAAGUUGCCCUCGUUUUCUUUUAUUCUGUCUUUUAUAACAAAAUGCACUGCAUAUGUGAAAUAUGCUAAUUUCCUGUCUCUUUAUUUAAAGAGAGACUGUUUAUAGGUCACUUAUCACAUACAUGUUACUGUAGCAUCCUAAAGUGUUCCAUUGACUGAAUGCUCAGUGCUGGCUUGUUUAGUUUACAAAAUGUUAAAAAUGUUACUGUGUUGGUACUUUAAUUACAUAAUCUCUUCAUAGUCCAUUCAGAUAUUACUAUAAAACUUUGUUUCAAGUCUAUUGGAUGUUAGAAAUUCUGUAAGCAGUUGAUGACUGUGAAAUAACAGUCUGAAAAGAAUUGGGGUGCCUGUUCUACCUCCUUAUGUCUUAUCAAAUUAAACUUCUGUAAGGGCUCAUUUUGGAUCGCAUCUUCUAUCCACACAUGUGAGGACAUGGGAUGUUAACAACUGUUCCCAGGCUAGUAAUCCUUUAGAAGUUUGACAUGUAUUUCUUGGACUGUUUAUGUAAUCACGAAGGGGAGUGUUUUGUGUUCGACACAAUAAAGAAAUGGACAAGA